AUGGCUAUCAAUUCACUACUACUAACGGCUUCAUGCUUCACUAUCGCACAUGCUGUCUCUAUCUCCCUAACACCGGCCGCCAACGCGCCUGCAGCUUCUGGCAUUUCUCAAGUCGUUGGUCCUUCGUUUGCUGGCCUCGGAAUUGAACCUUCGAAUUUGUUCUCCUUCACUGGUGGCAACACACCUAAUCAACUCUCCAUCAAUCUCCUCCAACAUCUCACAAAUUACUCGGGCGCACCUCCACAUCUCAGACUCGGUGGCAACACUGGUGAUCACAUGGUCUGGGAUGCUUCUCACCAAGGAUAUAGUCUCGCAAAGAACCCCAACCAGGAAGAAACCAACCCCACUCCUGCAGAUGGAACAGUUUUCGGACCCGGUUACCUCGAGGCUCUCGAGCGUUUUCCCAAGGGCAUGCCUGUCACUUUCCAACUGAACCUUGCUUAUGACAUGGGUGAUCGUCUCGAGAAGAUCAACGAAGCCGCAGCUGCCGUUAUCGAUGGUCUCAACAACACUUCCCUCUACUCAUUCGAGAUCGGCAACGAGCCAGACUUGUAUUUGGAAAGCUGGCAACAGAUGAGAAACGGCACCUGGGACGGCACCAUCUACACACAGCAGUGGUUAGAAAGAGCAGAGUCAGUAUGCGACAAUGUCCUGAAGCCGAGAGGCAAGAACUGCGAUUUCUUUGAGGCCGCUCAAACUGCUUCGACAAUCGGCACAACCUUCACGCUUAGCGACCUGGCCAAUGCUGGAAUCUCGGACGAAAUCAAUGGCACCACCUAUCUCUCGUCAUGGAACCAGCACGACUACUUCUACUUUGUCGACGUCUCGACUUACGACAUCACCCUCAACAUCAUGAUGGACUUUGACAGGACCGAAGAUCAGUUCAAGUACUGGACUACCGAAAUUGCGUAUGCUCAAUCCACCGGGAUCCCUUACAACCUCCGCGAGAUGGCAAACGUUGGUCCCAUCGGUUUGGCAAACGUGAGCAACACUUUUGGAGCCGCUCUUUGGUUCCUCAACUUCUACUGCUACGGCGCCACCCUCAACAUCUCCUCCGUCGAAAUGCACAUGACCGACAACUCGUACGCUUCGCCCUGGCAGCCCAUCUUCAUGAAUGGAGAGGCCGCCAACGUCCGUCCUAGCUACUAUGCUCUGGCUGCUAUGGCUCAGCUCCUUGGUUCGGGUAACGGUACUACCAGACUCGCUCCUUUGGCUACUCAGAACUCUUAUGUCCGUGCCUACGCCGCCUACGCUAAUGAUGAUCUUUCUUCUUUGGUCAUUAUCAACGCUCAGCAGGUUAACGCAUCUGCUGCCGACAAGAGUGGCAUCGACUUUGACAUUUCGCUUCCCAGCCUCGGUGGCCAGACCCUGUACCUCUCGUACUUGAGUGCUGACGGCGCUGACACCGUUCACAACGUCACUUGGAACGGCCUCAGCUUCGAAAGCGACAGCGUGGGUUCAGCUAGCACUGCUCAGGACCAGAGUGGCCAAACUGUCGUUCUUGACAGCAACGGCGCCGCAACCAUCACUGUUCGCGACUCGCAAGCCAUCAUCGCAAACCUCGGCGCUCGUCUGGGCUCGCUCCCUGUCGAAGUUGCUAACUCCACGUCCUCUUCCGGCUCUGGGUCCUCUGGUUCCGGCUCUGGUAGAUCCAGCCACAAAUCCAGCGCCAGCACUAGCGGCGCAGCACCCACAGUGAGUACAUCCGCAUCCGCAACCGCACCCGCGUCCACAUCAGCAGGAGACAUCCAAGCUGCAGCGGCAUCAGGCAGCGCCGCUAGUGCCAGUGCCAGCGCCAGUGGAACCGCGCAUUCAUCGAGCUCAAAGACCAUCAUGCUGACGGAUAAGACCCUGUUCACCGUCGUCCUUAUGGCCUUGGUGUGUAUCUUCACAUCCUAG
Molecule: messenger RNA, 1899 nt
Organism: Aureobasidium vineae
Lineage: Eukaryota; Fungi; Ascomycota; Dothideomycetes; Dothideales; Saccotheciaceae
Source: the annotation of a GenBank genome assembly